GGUGGAGGUGAGUGGGUGAUGAUGUCCUCUGGGGACGCUGUGUAGGUGGGGUGGUUGUACUUGUCGAUCAGGAUUACCCAGGCCUUUCCACCCAAAAUUUUAUCCUGGUUAAAAACUAUUUUGCAUUAAUUAUCAAGCGUGUUGUGGGAGAAAGGAGUCCAUGGAAUCAGAAAACCCGGGAGUCCAGGCCACUGUACCACCUUGGGCCUCAGGUUCCUACUAUAUAAAUUGAGGGCCCCAGUCACUGCACGUUCUGUCUGGUCUGAUGGCCAGCUUCCCAGGCUCCUGAACACACUUCUGGCCGCUCUCCGACCUACUGCUGAGUACCGCCGACCAUGCCUGCGGGAGUGCCCUGGACCAGCUACGCAAAGAUGAUGGCAGCCAGCCUCCUGUCCAUGUUCGCAGGGGCUGAAGUGGUGCAUAGGUACUACCGGCCGGACCUGACAAUACCUGAAAUUCCACCAAAGCCUGGAGAACUCAAAACGGAGCUUUUGGGACUGAAAGAGAGAGAACACGAACUUCAAACUUCUCAACAGCAGAAACCUCAAAAUGCAACUAUGCCAAGAACUCUGUGAAUAAGAAGCCUUAAAUAUAUAUUUUUGCAAUUUA
This is a messenger RNA of Artibeus jamaicensis (Jamaican fruit-eating bat), 609 nucleotides long. Its product is annotated as protein BRAWNIN. The coding region runs from base 336 to 575 and encodes 79 amino acids. Lineage: Eukaryota; Metazoa; Chordata; Mammalia; Chiroptera; Phyllostomidae. The transcript has 4 exons. Gene Ontology annotation, biological process: mitochondrial respiratory chain complex III assembly. Gene Ontology annotation, cellular component: mitochondrion. The record is from RefSeq and is a predicted model, not a curated record.